CUGAUCCCAUGCCGCGAAUACGAUAUGUCAAAAUGGCCGAUCUCAGUAAAGAGUUGAACGAGUAUCUUCUCAGCAACAAGAAUGAAAAGCAAUAUAAGAUCACCAUUCCAUCGGUAGCGAUAUCGAGAACGAACUUUGGGAGAUGGUUCGGAAAAAGUACUGACGAGACGGAGGAGAAUGCGGGAUGGAUCCAGAGAUCGCAGAGAGAAUGUUGUCCCGCUAUGACGCGAACACAAAGACUCAUAUCCUUCGCUGUGUGUUUUCUUCUGGGAUUAUUAUGCUUCUGUCUAUCAGCGAUGUAUAUCCCCGUUUUAUUAUUCAAAGCAAGAAAGUUUGCUCUCCUUUAUUCCUUAGGAAGUCUCUUCUUUCUAAUGAGUUUUUGUUUUUUGUGGGGAUCGAGUUAUAUGAAAUCGUUAUUCCUAGCCGAGAAGAAGUACUUCACCAUAUUGUACUUCGCAACGUUAACAGGCACACUCUAUUUCGCUCUGCAUUUGCAAUCAACCCCUUUGACAGUAUUGUGCGCUAUUUUGCAGUUGGUAGCUACGUUAUCCUUUCUAAUAAGUCAUAUACCAGGAGGUACAACUGGUCUCAUGUUCUUCACAAGAAUGUUUAGAUCGUCUGUGAAGUCAAGUUUACCUGUGUGAUGAGAUUACUACGCUUAGGAUACAUUUCAAUGAUUUAUAAUAAAGCAACAGUACUCUAUCUCGUGCAAUGUUUUUUUGAACGUCACAUGAAGUUUGUAUCGAGAGAUAGGAUAUUAAAUGAAUUAUCACUCAUCUAAUAUCUCUAUGUCUAAUUGUUAUUAAAAUUAAUACACAGAA
Vollenhovia emeryi is the source of this 821-nucleotide messenger RNA. RefSeq names its product vesicle transport protein SFT2C. The transcript has 3 exons. Gene Ontology annotation, cellular component: membrane. The record is from RefSeq and is a predicted model, not a curated record. Gene Ontology annotation, biological process: vesicle-mediated transport. Bases 9 to 644 code for a protein of 211 amino acids. NCBI's taxonomy places the organism in Eukaryota, Metazoa, Arthropoda, Insecta, Hymenoptera, Formicidae.